Molecule: messenger RNA, 2153 nt
Organism: Delphinapterus leucas (beluga whale)
Lineage: Eukaryota; Metazoa; Chordata; Mammalia; Artiodactyla; Monodontidae
Gene: TP53TG5
Product: TP53 target 5
Source: RefSeq, a predicted model, not a curated record
UCCAGCAUGAGUCCAUCAGCAAAGAAGAGGCUCAAGAAUACAGUGGUUUCCAAGAUGCAAGAUGAGGAACCACGGGACAAGAUACAGCAGCCUGUCAGCAAAGUAAUUGCGCGGAACCGACUUAAAGCGGUGCUAAAAAACUUGUCGCUCUUGAAGCUGCUCGAGAGCUCGAACCCUCGGACCCAAGAACUGCAUAACCUGGCCAAAAGGUGUUGGAAUUCACUGUUCAGAGUUCCGAAGAUCCGCAGGGUCUCCUCUGGCCACGAAGACGUCUGGGAUACAGUAGAACAAAAUAACAAAGAUCUUCAGGAGGCUGGGUGUCCCAACAAGAAACUGGACUCCAAGAAAUCAGAGCCCCUGAGGGAGCCUGAGGACCCGGAGCAGUCAAGGCCCAAGGCGGCACUGCGGGAGGGGCACACGGCACAGCAAGCAGUGCCGCACGAGGAGGAGCGGCCGGAGCCUGAGGUCCCCGUGACGUCAAAGGGUCGUGGCCUGCCCACUGGCCCUGGAGCCCAGGAGAGGCAAUCACCCACUGCGGACCCCCGGGUCGUCUUCCUGAAGACCCACCAGUACAGACCUCCCAUGGAGGACAUGAAACAGCUGGACACAGCGGACCAGUGGAUCUGGUGUGAGGGGCUGCCCACACGAGUCCACCUCCCAGGGCCCCGGGUGAUGUGCAGACCAUCCGCCCUGCGCUGGGUCAAGCGCUGCUGCACCCGCCUCUGCUCGGCAUCACUUGAGCUGCCAAUGGCCCGUCCAUACAAGGUGUGAACUUGGAUGGGAGCCAGAGGUGUGCGGAGAGGGCGGAGAUCGCGCAACCAUCUCAACGGGAGGGAUGGGCGGGAAAAUUCCCGAGUCUACAAAUAAAAUCUCCCAUAUGGCGCUGAAGAAUACUGCCGCUGGCUCUGCCUCUUUAUCUGGGGCUGGAGGAAAGAGGCCCUCUGCGGAGGUAAGGUGGGGGAGUGGGGAAGAGUGUGAAUCACGACUUCAGGUUAAUUCCACUCCAUCCCCAGGUCCCUACGGUCAGUGUAGAAGCCGUAACAAAGAAGCAAGCGGGCUGCUCCCCUCCCCCGCCUCUGCAAGCUGGCAUCCUGAGCGGUGCUCUCCAUGAAGUCAUAGAAGGGGGGCGUUGGUUGUGCGCUUCCUGGGUGCCAGGUGCCUCACAAUGGCCCUGCAGGCCAAGGAGAGGAGGAAACCACCGCGGCGCCGAGAAGCUAAGGUCUUGCGCAGGCUCACGCCGCUGGGAAGUGGCACAGCAAGAACUCUAAUCUAGGUCUCCUGGCUGCUCCCCGUUCCAUUUCCCGAAGAAGGGGGAAAGGUGCAACUCAGCAUCCAGCCCGUCACGCACGUGCAUUGCGCCCUGAUUAUCACGGCUCCGGGUGUCAAUAAAUGCCAGCCGGAAAUGUGAAAUGUGCCCCGCCUGGGUCACGGAAAGCACCGAGUCAGGCGGGGAACUGGUACUUCGUCCUGCUGCUCCCGUGGGACACAGCGCGUCCAUCCUCCAACCCCGAGUCCGAGACAGGCUGUGUGCAGCGGGCGCCCGCGGGAAAGCAGCAGAGCCAUCGAGGGGCGCAGAGCCCUCCACCCGCACUCCCAGGGAGCCAGGACACUGAUGGAGAUCCUCAGAUUGGGAGGGAGAGAGAAGGAUGGGAAAGGCUCCCGCUAAACCGGCCGGCUCGCACCCCUCCUCUCCACUGGGGCUCAGCACCCUGACUGAGCAUCCGCCAGGAGGCCGCCAGCGGAAACCGGGCCGCGAGAACAGCCUGAGCGGGGCCUGGCGCUGGACCGCUCUGCACCGCACUGCUCAGCCUCGGGAAUGGCGACCUAACGCCCCCCGCAGCGCGCUCCCUACCUGCGGCCACCCAGGCGCGGCGCUCCCGUCCCGAGCACCCCACCCCGCCCCCUCCGCGCAACCUCCACUCCCGUAACCUUCACUUCAAGCUGUCUUCCCGCUAAGCUUGCAAUCCAGCCCAUUUCCUGGGUAGUCUCCAUUUCAGUUCCCUUGCUGGGCAUCAUCAAUCACAUCAACCUUCUAUUCGAUCUUUCCUCCCAAGCACCUUCCGUUCCAUCAACCUUCAAGUAAAGUUCUGUCCAGCGUGCUCUAGCAGCGGGCGAUUAGGGCAGGGCACUCCCAAACAAAAAGCCAAACCCUG